Messenger RNA from Eruca vesicaria subsp. sativa (arugula), 700 nucleotides. NCBI's taxonomy places the organism in Eukaryota, Viridiplantae, Streptophyta, Magnoliopsida, Brassicales, Brassicaceae. The record is from the annotation of a GenBank genome assembly.
CACCACUUUAAUUCAAACAAUAAGGUUACACGCAAUCUCUGAGAAAAAAAAUCUCCAAAUCUCUUUAAAUUAGGGAUUCAAGCAUUCGAUGGAAUUCACAUGAUGGCGUCGUUCUCCUCAUUCUCAGUGAGAAUUGCCUUAGUUUUUCUAGUUUUCUGCGUGAUCGGCUUACAAGCUGCGGAUGAUCUCCCUGAUCAAGCUGGCGGCGACAUCUGCGGCGGGAUUCCAAUUCCAGGCGACUUCUGCCCAAUUAACUGUGUCCAGGAGGAUCUCGUUUGCGGAGCCAAUGGGGUCACGUACUCUUGCGGUUGUGAAGACGCAGCGUGCAAUGGAGUUCGUGUAGUCAAAAGAGGAGCUUGCGACGCAGGUAACGCUCCGGGCCAAGCUUAGUUACAGAUUCAUAGGGUUUGGCUCUUCUCGUGGUGUUUUCUGAUCUCAAGACUUGUGUUUGAGAUGUAUCAUGCUCUGUAGAUCACACGUUGAAUGUUUUUUUCCCUUGUGUCUGUAUGUUCUAAGUUGAGUUGCUGUCUCAACUUAGAAUACACGUGUUGUGUUUGUAUGUUCGAAUAGUUGUGUUUGUAUUUUUAUUUUGUACCUAAAUAACUCGCGCUAAAGCUGCGGGAUAACAUAAUACACGAAGAUUUAAUACAUAAUCUUCUGUACUUUUUAAUAAUAAAUAAAGUUUACAAAUUGUUUACUA